AUCAAUUAAGCAGGAGAUGCUCAACGUGAUAUUAAUUCGAAUAUGCGACUGUCGGGCAACUUUUUGAAUAACAACAACAACAACAAAAAUUUAACGCAACAAAAUCACUUAUUUAUUAGUAAAAAGGUAAUAGAACAUUCUAGGCAACAUGGAUCCAGCACUUCUGAAAGAAAGGGCAAAGUUUAUGAACAGAGCUCUUGCACAGCCCACAGUCGAGAAAAGAAAAUCCAAAUCAAGUCAUGAUAAUGAUAAGGCAAAGAAAGCAAAGAUUACUUCGUCUAGACCAAAAGAACCAAAGUCAAGCAACGCUUCAUUUGACUAUAAAACAGCUCAGGGAAGCUCUCAGUUGAAGUUUGGAAUUCUUGCUAAAAUUGUGAACUUUAUGAAAAAAAGGCACCAAGAUAAUGAUUCUUAUCCUUUGAACAUUGACGAAAUUUUGGACGAGACAAAUCAGUUAGAUGUUGGAAAUAAAAACAAACAUUGGUUAGUGACAGAAGCUUUGCCAAAUAAUCAGAAGAUUCAGAUUAUACAGGAAGAUGGAGAGACAAAGUACAAAUAUAAACCAACAUAUGAACUGAAAGAUCGUAAAGCUUUCCUCAAUCUACUGAAGCGCUGUGACUUACAUGGUGAUGGCGGCUUACUGCUAGAUGAUAUUGAAGAAAGUUUACCCCAUUGUCAACAGGCUUUAAAAAAAUUAGGUGACAGUAUAUUGUAUAUUACACGUCCCAAUGACAAGAAGAAGAUCUUGUACUACAAUGACAAAUACUGCCAGUUCAAUGUGGAUGAAGACUUUACAAAAUUAUGGAGAGGUGUAUCUGUUGAAGGGCAGGAUGAAAGGAAAAUUGAAGAAUAUCUAGAAAAACAGGGAAUUACAUCCAUGCAGGAUGUUGGAAUUAAAGCAGCACCAGUGCAGAAGAGAAAGAAGAAAGGUGGUAAAAGGUCAUUCAAGAAACACAACGAACAUUUAGCAGGCGUUUUACAAGACUACGGUGAAUUUAAAGCCAGCAAAACCAGCUGAUCUUGUGACUAAGUCUCCAUACACAGUGUGGGAGACAUUUAAUUUAUCAUGCCUGACAUGAAAAAAAGUCCAGGCUGCUUCUACAAACUCAUGUUGGAUUUCAAGCAGUCUUAGAAAGGAUCUCUCCUAAGCCUUGUUUGGCAUAUUCCUGGCGUUUUUAACUUGUCUUGAUUAUUUCUUCAAA
This is a messenger RNA of Mercenaria mercenaria, 1202 nucleotides long. Its product is annotated as general transcription factor IIE subunit 2-like. NCBI's taxonomy places the organism in Eukaryota, Metazoa, Mollusca, Bivalvia, Venerida, Veneridae. The transcript is spliced from 6 exons. Bases 149 to 1018 code for a protein of 289 amino acids. Gene Ontology annotation, biological process: transcription initiation at RNA polymerase II promoter. The record is from RefSeq and is a predicted model, not a curated record. Gene Ontology annotation, cellular component: transcription factor TFIIE complex.